AACCACUGUGGCGUCUUUCGAGCGGAUAUUGUUUAUGAUCGACAUUUUCUAAAUCUUUAGAAAAUUUAGAUCUAGGACGUAAUUUUUAUCAGAAUUCCGUCUUAUUAGUUGUUAUUUUAUGCAAACAUUAGUGCAUUGAGUACGUUUUCUGAAAUUGAAUCAAAUUAACACAAAACUGUGCCGUAUAAACGUUAUGUAUAUGCCUAUAAGACUAAAGUUUUUUUCGCGACCAUUAUAGCGGGAAAUCUACGUUGUGACGCGCACAAACCGAGAUUAUUCGUCCCGAGCACUGGCGGAGUGUCGUAACAGCACGGUUAUGUGGCCAUUUAUAUUUUGACAGUGGACUCGUGAUAAAAAUUGUUUUAUUUGACAAUGUCUGAGGAAAUGGCGGUGUCUGAUAACACAACUGGGGAUGAAGCUACAGUUAGCAACGAUGAUCAAACAGCGGCACCUGUGGCGGAGCCCGAGGAGGUAGCUACAGGAGAGCCGACCGAGCCUGUUGCUCCUGUUAUAGAGGAGCCCCCAGCGAUGGAAGAAGAUGCCCCGGAACCGGACAAGGAACCAAAGAUUGAAGAAGAAGAGAAACCAGCGGUUAAAACUGAACCUUUGACCGAGGAGAUAGAUUUACCGCUGGACACAUUUCAUACUGAUGUAGACCUCAAGAAGGAGGAACUGGAGGAUGUGAAAGAUGAAUUUGAAACCUUUGAGCAUAAUAUUGAGGAGGACAUCAAGCGGGGGAUCAAACGGAGAGCCUCGUCAGCUUUCAGUGACACUGGUGAUGAAGACUUCAAAGGCUUUGAUGAUAUCAAAAUCGAAAUCAAGACUGAGGACUAUAGUAGAGUUUUGGAACGGCUGGAAGCGGAGGUGACAGAAGCGAGCAAGGAUCUGGUGCCUAUAAGGACUGUGAUGGCCGCGCCUGGCAGAGCCUCCAAGCGUCCACGCAAGGAUACUGAUGGAUCCAGACCCUCAUCAGCGCUAUCUUCAAGAUCUGACGAGGGAGGUACCACUGAUCCAGCAUUCAAAAUUGAGGUUCAAAUCAAACGAAGAAAGGUUAGCGCGGCAUCAUCGCCUGCGCACCGUGGCGGUCGCCGCUCCACCAUUGAGAUGUCGUCACCCCUACUCCGAGUGCCUCUCGAACGCGGGUGGAAGCGCGAGCUCGUGUACAGAGCCGCGUUGGAUGCGCACUCGAGACGGAAUGCUGACAUCUAUUACUAUACACCUUAUGGAAAGAAGUUGCGGUCGACUAGAGAGGUAGCCGAACACUUAGCUGGUACUGGCCUCACAGUAGAGAACUUCUCCUUCUUCAAAGAACCUCUUGGCGUUGAUGAUCCCGAAAAGGAAAUUAUCAGAGAUGCCAAACUGAUUCGUCGCGUGGACUCGCCAAUAGCGGCCACGGUACCCCCAGCACAGGUUGAAGGCAAGAGGACCCCCAAACCGAAGCCCCCUAAGGGAGCCAGUCCUGAACCUGUCACCCCUGCUGCCACCGCCGCCACUACUGCUACUACUGCUGCCGCUGCUGCAAAUAAAUCUCCUCCAGCUAAGCUUAAGGUGAAAUCAAUGGGCUCCCGGCUCAGCAACAAUGCAGCUCCUGCGGCACCAACCCCACCAGCGAAGCAACAGAAAAAACCGCAACCAGCCGAGCAAAAACCGCAACCGGCGCAACAACCAGCAACAACACCGAGCAACACUGACAACAACAACUCUGCUGCCUGGAAGAAACCGAGUGACGACAAGAGACGUGGUCGCGUGGCUAACGGCGCGUCGUCCCCGCCCACCGCCACCAUGUCGCCGCGACGUCGCGGGCGACAACGAGCUGACGAUACCGACCACUUCACUGCCUUCUAUAACAAGGCGCAGGAGAGGAACUACAAUGUUGUUGUACAGAUCUUCCAGUAUCUGGGCAUGCGCGACCUGGCACACUGCGCGCGCGUGUGCAAACUGUGGCGGCAACUGUCUGCUACACCCGCGCUAUGGAGACAUGUCAGGAUGAAGAAUUCACAUGUGAGUGACUGGGGAGGAUUAUGCGCAGCGCUCAAACGGCACGGGACGAAGAGACUAGACCUGCGCAAGAUGUUACUGCCACAGAACGAUACAGUCUUCUGGGAACAGUUCGCUGAACACAUCUCUACUGUCGACACGCUGGAGAGGAUAGAGAUGUGUCGCUGCCCGGCGCGCGCCGUGGAGGCGGUGUGCCGCGGGCUGCCCGGCCUGCGCGCGCUGGCCGCGCUCGCCAUCCGCGACGCGCGCCUCGACCCCGCGCCGCUCGCAGACCUGCCGCUACUGCACGAGCUGCGCCUCAAGAGCAUGGCCGGCCUCUCGCUCACGCAGGACCUGCGCCAUCUCGCCUCGCUCACCAAGCUGCAGCAUCUGUCGCUCACCAGCAUCAAGUUGGGAUGGUGCGCCUGCGACGUGAUCGGUUCCCUAGAGGGGCUAGAGUCCCUGGAGCUGGGCGAGUGCACGUUCGGCGCGUCGUUCGCGGGCGUGCUGGCGCGGCUGGGCCGGCUGCGGCGCGUCCGCCUGGAGCGCGGCACGCCGCACUGCGCCGCGCCCGCCAUCCUGCGCGCGCUGGCCACGCGGCCGCUGCUGACGCGGCUGGAGCUGGUCAACAUCGACGUCAAGCCGGGCUUCGACGACGCGCUGGCGGCCUGCAGCAACGUGCAGCGCCUGCUCAUCAUCCCCACGUACGUGUCGCAGUCGGCCACCACCAACCGCCAGGUGCUGUCGGGCGUGCUGCGCCUGUCCGCGUCGCUCACGCACCUCAUGUGGGGCGUCACCAUCGAGCUGCUGCGCGUCACCGAGCUGUUCAUCGACCAGUGCGAGCAGGCGGGCGAGCCCAAGCGGCGCGACGUGGGCGAGUGCAUCCCCGUGCUCAAGCCGGUGCCGGGCUGCAAGCUGCCCGCGGACCACGCCGGCCCCACCGGGCCCCCGCAGGUGGAGAUCCUGCCCCUCCCGACGCUACAGCGCCUCCUAUCGCAACAACUCCCCCAUACGAAACUGAAGUUGCUCCGCAUCCCGUUCCACGCGACCUGGCGCCAGUCCCUCGCGGACUUCCAGUAACGCACGACACUGCCUAUGUAAGCAUACCUACUUACCGUGUACAUACUUAUAUCACUAGAUAUAAAACUAUAUAUUGUUGUAACCAGCCCGGAAACUAUACAUAUGCACACUAACUCACGCCCUCGAUGACAAAAAAAGAGCUAUAAACAAUAACAUUUUAGCUUGGAAUUGAACUUUAAAACGUUUAUAAUUUACUAAACUUUGUUAUGUUAUUAGAUUUUAAACAGAUUAAUAAUAGUUCGCCAAUGUUAUAGGGAAAUCUAUUUUAUGAGAUGUGGUAAUAGAGAUACAUAGUAUAUUGUACUAUAUGUAGCUGAAACAUAGCCUUUGAAAACAAAGAUAUAUUUGUAGUAAACACAGUUGAACUAUACCUGUUAUAAGGUUAACGCAAGCAAUAAGAUAGCCGGCUCAUAUUAUAUUAGACAUGUAAUUAUUACAUACUGGGCUUUGAAUACACUGGGGGAUAAUAACAGCAAUAUGUGGGCUAUUGAUAACUCUAACUGUCUUUAACCGACGGUCAGUGGGCUGCGCGCAGUCACCGCGCACGCUACUCAUGUAUAAGAGUCCCGAUGUUACUUCAAACUAGAAGAACUUUCCUCAAAUAGUUCACUUAAGUAAGCCGUAUAUUUGAUUUCGUAUGUCUCACGAUGCUUAUUAUACAAAAAUAGCCAUGUUGUAAUUAACACAAUUUACAUAUCUUAAAUGCGUUAUCAAUAUUAUACACAUACAUGGAUUAAUGGUUCUUGAAUUGUAUAUUUUAUCCCCUAGUGACUCCAAGCCCAGCAUUCAACACCAGUAUAUCCCAUAUAUCGCCUUACAAAGAUAUUUUACAUUAGAAGUAGCAGAGAAUAUAUUGUGUACAUAAAUAUUAGUAUAUAGGGGUUCACAGCGGUCGAUAUAUACCAUAUUAUACUAGUAUAUUAUAUUUUAUUAUAUUAUACAUUAUAUUUAUUUAGUAUACAAUCGUUAUACACUGAUUUUGUUAUUUCUCUUGGUAACUUAAUUGGGGUCUUGGGGAAUAUAACUUUUUCAUCACCAGCCUUUAAAUGUCCAGUACUGAUCAAAAUCCUGUUCUUACACUGAGAAAGUAUGGGCAUUAAUCACCACCAUUUCAAAUCCACCUGGAGGAUUAGCCAUUCAGCAAAUGUUAGUCCAGGUUUCCUCACGACGUUUACAUUCACCAUAUGUUGGUGAUGUUUAAAUUAUCUUAGAAAGUACACUUAUGCAAUGGGCGCUGCCGAUUGAUUACUAUCAGGUCAUCUGUCUGCUCGUUUGCCGCCCUAUAUCUUACCAAUAUUAUAAAUGUGAAUGUGUAUGUUGGUUACUCACACGGCAAAACAGCUGAUGGGAUCGAUAGAAAUUUGGAACUGGGACAGAUUAUGGUCUGGUCCGGAAUAACAUGUAGAAAAAAAGUCAAAGUCUAAAUCUUUAUUUCAAUUAGACCAAGAAGCCACUUUUGAAUAUCAACAACAAACAUUUUGAAGUGAAGCAAGUUGCUCAUUCCAAGGUGUAGAUUCCUAUGGAGAAGAACGAGCAAGAAACUCAAUAGGUUACCCUUUUUCAAUCGGGUUUACAAUACAAUUGUGUAGUUACAUAGUUUUGUUGUGUUGCUUCGAUUGUGUGAGAACAAUGCCACACCUAAAUCAAGUCAAAGACCCCUAAAUAAGUUCCCUCUUGCGCACUUUUACCAAGAAAAGUAACAAAAUCAGUAAAUAUUUAGAUAAAACAAUGAUUAUUGUACCAGCCGGUACUUGUUACAAUAUAGUACAUAAUAUAUACUGCGGGUUAGGUAAUUCAUGAGUUAUUUUUAACUAUAUACUUUACAAAAUGCUUGCUUAGUUAACCAGACAGAACCUUUGCUUGAUAACCUAUGUGUCAAUAGAAUUGCUCACGGGAGAUAGAAUUUUAACAUUAAUUUAAUGUUUAAUAUCUUUCUUUAGUGAUAAAUCUACUGAUAAAAAUGUUAUUGAGACCACAUAAACUGUAAUUAUUAAUGAAUCUUUGAAUUGGUGUAUAUUUUUGACACUAGUUCUAUAUGGUUCUGCACGGUUGGCGCGUUGGCUGGGCAACCGGCUACUGCGCAACGUGUAGCGGGUCCGAUUCCCGCAAGGAGCAACUCUUUGUGUAAUCCACAAAUUGUUGUUUCGGUUCUGGGUGGCAUGUGUAUGUGAACUUGUAUGUUUGUAAACACAUCCACGAUACAAGAGUAAAAUCGUAGUGUGGAGCAACAUAUAAAGAGAUUUCCUGCCAAAAACCUAGAUCGGUCAACAUAAUUUGUAUUAAGAUUCGUUAUUAAUUGCGGUUAUAAAAACAAAUAGUCUAAAGUUUUUACGUUUAUUACUUUUGAUAGGUAAUAGACAUUUGAUUUUGGUUCAAAAUAUUGCUAUCUCUAACUAAUAGGUUAUGUACAAAAGAGAUGGAAGUCUACGAUUUUAGUUAUAACAAUUAACGAUUGAAUUUUGUUAUUCCCUAAUAUCGAAACAUCUACCCAAUAAAUUGAUGCUAAAGAAAAUAAAUUAUGUCAACAUUUUCGUUCAAAAGAGAGCGAAACAUGUCUAAAUAAAUUUAUUCAACUACUAAACAUAGUUCCAGAACACCGUAUUCUAAAAAUGUGUCUUAAGUCGCUCACAUAGACCUCAUAUUCGCGUACAUAUAAAUAGAUAUAUUUUUCUAACAACAAGACUUUGAAACACCAAUUUGAAAAGCCCAGCAAUGUAAAUGAAGUACUAGAAUAAACUAUUAUGGGAAGUUAAUAGUUUUUAUUAAAGAAAAUACAUAUUAUAUAAUUAUAUUAAAAUGUUUUAUUGAUAAGACUUGUAAAUAUUCUCUAAGGUAUAGUGAUCAGUGCCUAAAAUUGAUUUAUAUUAUGGUCAUAAGAGGCGUGGUUUAUUUCAGAGUGGUUUCUUUUUAGUUUUUUAGUUGCACAUCUAAUUUAUGGUAUCUUUCACUUCAAUAGUUAUGCGAAACGCCACUUAAACUGUCAAACACCGCGAGGACACCGGUGACCGCAACCUAUUGUUCUUUAAUUGUGUCUAUGAUGACGGUACUCAAAGGGUUAAGCCCUUGUCCACCGAGAGAGUGAAAAACGAAAUGUAUGGGAAUGACACUGACAAAUGUCAAAAUUUACGUUAAUUCCAUAUAAUUUGGUUUUCUACUCUAAAAGUAGACGCUAAAUGGCAUCUAGCUACAGCAACAGGUUGGAAAAUUAAGGUUGAGUUAGUAUAGAGACAGUAUCUGUUAAUUGACUUCUAACGACUGGAAUCAGUGACUCAUCUGAAUGCAAAAUCUUUUGGAUCGAGAGUUCUAUAGAUUUUUUGUCAAAUGCCGAGAUUGAUCAAGCUAUAUUGGAUUAUGGUCGGUUAAGAAUUUCGGCCGUGACUUGACCAAUAGUUUCAUUUAAAAGCAUUAAAUAUAGCAUAAAAAUAGCUACUGUCUCUGUUCUAAGUUUCGACAUUAUGACUUCAACAAUAAAGUUGAAAAUCUAUCAAAAAAGAUAAUCUUGACAUGCGAUAUUUUGUAUAGAGAAGCGAAGAAAACAAGUGGUUUGAAAAUUACAAUUAAAAUUAUAUCGUUCGUCAAAUAAUGUUAGGGUGAAGACUGAGUCACUUUUAAGGCUAAAAAGUAAGGAAUUUUAAGAUAUUUUUAAAGAAAAUUAUGUAAAAAGUCUUGAACACACGUAUGCACAUCAAGCUAGCCAAUGCCAGUGUAAACUGACCAUUAAAUGUUGCGGAAACAUUAUAUAGAGCGAGCAAGUGCGACUGCCGAGCAAGGGGUCUCCGGUUCGAUUCCCAAAUCGGGUAAAUUAUUACUGGGUCUUUUAAAAAAUUCUCAGGAGUAGCACGGAGUCUGGAAUUGUGCCCGGUAUAUGGAAAUAGGCUCACCCCCUAUUACAUGGGACUCGUAACAUAAAUAGCGAAAAGUUGGUGUUACAUUGUACAGUGGCAUUAAGUGCCGUAAUGUGCACCUCUGCCUCUUCGGGAAUAAAAAGGCGUGAUUUUAUGUUAUGAUGAUCACGACAAACUUGCUAUGUAUGGUUUGAUGUGGAGGAUUCUUUAUAUUAGAUGUGCAAUGCUUACAGUUUGACAGCAGUUGAAGUUGCUUAUACAUGUAGCGAUUUUUCCUACUCGCAAACUGUUAAGGGAAUGCUUAGUUGCGAACUAGACACAUAGAUUUUAAAUGAAAUAAUAGGUGAUUAAAAGCCUGCAAGAAAUUAAGGUAAGAAAAGUUUUUCUGCAAACAGUAAUUCUUCUCUAUUAUUUUUACUGACUUCAAAAAAAGGAGGAGUUAGUACUAUGUUCGGGUGAUUGUUUUUUUUUUUGGUUCGAAAUUUGACAGUCACUGUUACUUAAUGGAAUUUAUUUUAAUAUAAAAUGUAUGGGUCUAGUUUCCAAAUUAAACGUUGGUUUUAUUUAAUUAGUAGUAAAAUUAUGUGGCAAUGUUUUAAAUAUAUUAUUUUUUAGACUUGUAUAUGCGAAGUACAAGCUUGCGUGUACGUGGGGCGGCGGUGUCUUGAACAGACUAAAUAUAAUCGUGAAUUUGUAUUAUUUUUUACCACUUAUUCAAAAACUUGUAUCAUAAAAGCGAAAAGUGGGUAUGUGCUAUGCACCUCUGUUUACGCCUUCGAGAAUUUAAAAAGUCGUGAAAUAUUAUGUAUUUCACUCCCAGGACAUUUCAUUUGCUUGGUAAUUGUCAGUUUUAAUUAACUAAUCCCAAAUAUAAUGUACCUACAAUUAUGUUGUCUGUACUUUAUCAUUAUGAACCUAUAUUUCGUUUGAACGAGACACCGCAGUACCUCGGUUAUAGGAAUACCGCGUGGGCUAUGAAAAUAUCUAUAUUAAUUGCGGGAUUAUAUUAUUUUCAACAUUUAACCAACACGCCUGAGCAUAUAACCAAAAUCACGAUCUCAGAAAAAAAGUUAAUUUAUCGACACAUGACUUUAUAAUCCGUGCAAAUGUUAUUCUCUCAUCUGAUUGGUUGAUUAAACGUGUAAUAGCCAAUCACGAGAGUGGGUGUGGCAUUUGGUUACAGAUUAUAAAGCACAUGUGUCGUAGAUUUUCCUUUUCAUGGUUUAGUGGCGUUUUUUAAAUUAUUUUUAUUGUGUUUGAGGCUUCGGAGUAUAUUUGUGGCAAUUAUAUUUAUUUUACUGAUUAUAACUUCAUUAUAAAUGUAGUAUUUCUUGUCAAUUUCGAAUUUACUGUAAAGUAAAACUUUCAAUUUUUAUAUUAUUUUCGUGGUAAAAUAAAAUGUCUGCUUUAUAUCUCCGAAGCCUAAGCUGAGAUAAUUAUUUAUUAUUAGCGUGGUUUAAUAAAACAAUUUGUUUUAGAGAUAAACAUGAAAACUAGGUUUUCGCUAAGCAUUUUAUCCACCAUUAUGCACAAGUGAAUUAAUGCGAAUUUCUUUUUUAGCAUAAUGUUUUGAUCAGGACAGUUUCUUUCCAAGUAUAGCCAAAGUAACGAAAAAAACAAGUUCAUAUAUACUUAUGUAAAUAAAGUCGGCCUUGUAACCGAGAGUUUCUUCAAAAAUUAUGUAAUUAGAACUUAGAUAUUUUCGAUACAUCUGCUUACAACAGCGAAUGGUGCGAUCUGAUCGAAAAAUUAAGCGAAAAUUGAUUAAAAAGUCGCAUUAAUCCACAUUAUUUUAACUUAUCGUGUAUUGUUUGUACAUACGACGCGUGAAACUAUACAAACCAGUAUAUAGUAAUCGUUGAAUGUCCGGAAAGGUCGUGAUAAACCGAGAUCCUGAUAUACUGGUUUUGUAUAGGUCGACGUGUUAAUAUAAUGUUUGUCAAAAGCAACACUUUGUUUUGUAUUUAGUUAUCUCAGCUUCCUUAUAUACCGUACUGAAUUAGGAUAACACCAUGACUUGUGUUAAAGCAUAGCUUUUUUAAUAUAAUUUAGACUCUGUAGUCUAUUGUUAAUAAUCUCUUAAAGCUUCUUGUAUUCUAGUUUAUAUUUUGGCGGGAUUGCCCUCAUGGCGUUUAAGUUUGUGUAAAAAAUGUAAAUGAUGAUUAAAUACGAUGUGUUGUUGUGGGUAUCACAACUUGAUGUUAUGUGUAGGAAUAUUCUAGAAGUUUCUUUUAAGAAUUUGCCUAUUUUUAUUUAUUUGUAUAAUUUUAGUUCAGUUCAUUUUACCAAAAGGUGACUUUGCUGUACAUAAAUUAUUUAAAAAUUGCAGAUAAUCAUGUUUAUUUUUCAUUGUUUUACCUAUUUGCUGUCUUAAAUUGAUGGGAUCAAGGUUCAAUUUCGGCUGUAGAGGAACGCAUGUAACCUCAAGUUGGUAUUCCGUUGGUUUGUUGUUGGCCGCGACGCAGGAUCUAUUGUAUAAUUAGGUUUAUAUAGGUUUAAAGACAACUUUGCUACUGAGCAAGGGCGACUUGUGAAUAA
This is a messenger RNA of Spodoptera littoralis (African cotton leafworm), 9440 nucleotides long. The record is from the annotation of a GenBank genome assembly. NCBI's taxonomy places the organism in Eukaryota, Metazoa, Arthropoda, Insecta, Lepidoptera, Noctuidae.